Molecule: messenger RNA, 3287 nt
Organism: Paralichthys olivaceus (Japanese flounder)
Lineage: Eukaryota; Metazoa; Chordata; Actinopteri; Pleuronectiformes; Paralichthyidae
Source: RefSeq, a predicted model, not a curated record
CACACUCACACACACACACACACACACACACACACACACACGGAAAACCCAGCACAGCCGAAACACCCCCAACCUCGAGAGCGACAAUGGCGAACCAGGGCGACUGCUGUGUGAAGGUAGCUGUGAGGAUUCGUCCUCAGAUGGCCAAGGAGAAGAUCGAGGGCUGCCACGUGUGCACAAUGGUCACACCUGGAGAACCACAAGUGCUGCUGGGAAAGGACAAGGCCUUCACCUAUGACUUUGUGUUUGACAUCGACUCAGAGCAGCACAGCAUCUACCAGGCCUGUGUGCACAAGCUCAUCGAGGGCUGCUUUGAGGGCUACAACGCCACCGUGUUUGCCUAUGGUCAGACGGGUUCGGGGAAGACGUACACCAUGGGGACAGGCUUCGACGUGGGCCUGGGUCAGCAGGAGCAGGGCAUCAUUUCACGGGCUGUUCACCAGCUGUUUGAGGGGAUCCAGAACAGGAGGGUGUGCUCCCAGGAGGCCGGCACCCAGCCCCCCGAGUUUAAAGUCAGCGCCCAGUUCCUUGAGUUGUACAAUGAAGAGAUCCUGGACUUAUUUGACGCAGCCAGAGAUCCAGAUAGCCGAAGCAGGAAGUCCAACAUCAAGAUCCACGAGGACAGCAGCGGCAGCAUCUACACCACAGGAGUCACAUCCAGACUGGUUCACUCAGAGGAAGAGCUGCUGCAGUGUCUGAAGCUCGGUGCCCUGUCCCGCACCACAGCCAGCACCCAGAUGAACGCCCAGAGCUCCCGCUCGCACGCCAUCUUCACCAUCCACCUCUGUCAGAUGAGGGUCUGCCAGCAGCCGCAAAUGAAUGGAGGAGCGGAGAAUGGGGAGGUUAACGGUGUGGACUCCAGCCCCAUCGCUCAGCCGGAGUACGAGACACUGAUGGCCAAGUUUCACUUUGUGGACCUGGCUGGUUCUGAGAGACUCAAACGCACGGGAGCCACAGGAGAGAGAGCCCGCGAGGGAAUCUCAAUUAACUGUGGACUGCUGGCCCUUGGAAAUGUCAUCAGUGCAUUAGGAGAUCAGACCAAAAAGGGAGGUCAUGUCCCCUACAGGGACUCCAAACUCAGUCGACUGCUACAGGAUUCAUUGGGAGGCAACAGUCGUACAGUGAUGAUAGCAUGCGUCAGUCCGUCGGACCGGGACUUCAUGGAAACACUGAACACACUGAAGUACGCCAACCGUGCCCGAAACAUCAAGAACAAGGUGGUGGUGAACCAAGACAAGACCAGCCAGCAGAUCAACGCCCUGCGUGCUGAGAUAGCCCGACUGCAGUUGGAGUUGAUGGAGUACAAGGCGGGGAAGCGUGUGGCGUGUGAGGAUGGUUCAGAGGGGUUCAGUGACCUGUAUCAGGAGAACGCCAUGCUGCAGAGAGAAAAUGACACACUGCGCCUCAGGGUGAAAGCCAUGCAGGAGACCAUAGACCACCUCAAUACCCGAGUGACACACCUGCUGGCCAACGAGGUCAGCACUCUGCUGAACAAGUCAAAUGAUGGCAAUGAGGAGAUUGGGGCUUUAAUCCAGAACUACAUUCGAGAAGUUGAGGAACUGAGAACCAAGCUUCUCGAGAGCGAGGCCAUGAAUGAGUCGUUGCGACGGCAGGCAACCCGGCUCUCCUCCCGCUCAUUGUUCCCUGCCUCCACUCUCAGCCCUGCCCCGGGCCACCCCCCUGGUUCCUCCCCUGCCUCCAUGUCCAUGGAGGCCGAGAUGACGGACGUGUUGCGCCGAGCCAAGCUGGACAUCGAGAGGCUGAAGAAGAAGGAGCGGAGGCAGAGGAGGAUGAGUCCGGAGCUGGAGAAAGGUCUGAAGAAACGAGUGAAGCUCCACACUCAUGAGAAUGGCGAGAACGGGCAGAAUGGAGAAAACAGGCUAAAUGGACAGAAUGGAGAGAUCGAUUCAGAUGACAAUUACGCUGAGGACAUCAUGUCUCCACUGCAGGAGGAGAGUGGCUGUGAUGAAGACGAGGGGGAGGAUGAGGAGGAGGGCAGGGAGGAGGAGGACGAGUUUGACAGUGACGAGAGUCUGGUGGAUUCAGACUCGGACUCGGAGGAGAAAGCUAACUUCCAGGCGGACCUGGCCGACCUGACCUGUGAGAUCGAAAUCAAGCAGAAGCUGAUAGACGAGCUGGAGAACAGCCAGCGGAGGCUGCUGAUGCUCAAGCUGCAGUACGAGGAGAAGCUUAUCCUUCUGCAGAACAAGAUCAGAGACACUCAGCUGGAGAGAGACCGUGUGCUGCAGAACCUCAUGUCCAUGGAGAACUACACUGAGGACAAGGCGAACCGGAUCAAGCAGGAGUACGAGAAACGUCUCAAGGAGAUGAACCGUGACCUGCUGAAGCUGCAAGCUGCUCAGAAGGAGCACGCACGUCUCCUCAAAAACCAGGGGAGGUAUGAACGGGAGCUGAAGAAACUCCAAGUUGAGGUCAACGAGAUGAAGAAAGCCAAGGUGACUCUGAUGAAGCAGAUGAAGGAGGAGCAGCAGAGGAGGAGGAUGGUGGAGGCGAAGAGGAACCGUGAGAUUGCGCAACUUAAGAAGGAGCAGAGACGCCAGGAGUACCAGAUUCGAGCACUGGAGUCUCAGAAGCGGCAGCAGGAGAUGGUGCUGCGCAGGAAGACGCAGGAGGUGACGGCCCUGCGGCGCCUGGCCAAGCCCAUGUCAGACCGCGUAGCCGGACGCGUGGCCCGCUGGAACCAGGCCUCUCUGGGUACAGACUCUGGAGCUGAGUUAUCAGCCAGCACCACGGCGAGCAGCUCCGAACCUGACACUGGGAGGAUAGUGAGCGGCCUGGUGAGACAGUGGAACAACAAGAACAAUGUGAUGGGAUACCUGGGAGAGAGCGAGGGAAGCAUGGAUGGAACCAGGGUCAUUGGCAACAGGAAGAAGAUGCAGAGGAAGCCAGCACUUCUGGGCAUCAAUGGAACAGCAGGCAGAGCCAGCAGCUUCUCCAAGUCAGCCCGUCAGAAGUGGCAGACCCUCGAACGUCGCAUCAUGGACAUCGUCAUGCAGAGGAUGACCAUCUCUAAUAUGGAGGCUGAUAUGGACCGCCUUAUCAAGAAGCGAGAGGAGCUGACGGCCCAGCAGGAAGCACUGUCGCAUAAAAGGGAGGUGCUAAUGGCGGAUGGGGAGGGACCAGAAGCAGAGGACCGCCUCCUUCUGGAAAUUAAUGAGGAUAUUGAGGUGCUGAACGCAAACAUAGACUACAUCAACGACAGCCUGUCUGAGUGCCAGGCCACCAUUGUACAGAUAGAGGAGACCAAGUUUUUCCUUCCUCUCUAG